This is a messenger RNA of Pediculus humanus corporis (human body louse), 1419 nucleotides long. RefSeq names its product alpha-N-acetylgalactosaminidase, putative. Gene Ontology annotation, cellular component: cytoplasm. Bases 1 to 1419 code for a protein of 472 amino acids. The record is from RefSeq and is a predicted model, not a curated record. Gene Ontology annotation, biological process: oligosaccharide metabolic process; glycoside catabolic process; glycosylceramide catabolic process. NCBI's taxonomy places the organism in Eukaryota, Metazoa, Arthropoda, Insecta, Psocodea, Pediculidae. The transcript has 8 exons. Gene Ontology annotation, molecular function: alpha-galactosidase activity.
AUGUUUAUAAGCACGUUAUUAUGCGUGCUUCUGGCAAAUACAGUAAGCGGCCUAGAAAAUGGCCUUGCAAGGACGCCACCGAUGGGUUGGUUAAGCUGGGAAAGGUUCAGAUGUAACACGGAUUGUAAAAAUGACCCAGAUAAUUGUAUUAGCGAUCGAUUGUUUCGUAAAAUGGCAGAUUUGGUUGUGUCCGAAGGAUACGCUGCUGCCGGUUAUAAAUAUAUUAACAUUGAUGAUUGUUGGUUAGAAAAAGAAAGAAAUUUUGCUGGACAAUUGGUGGCAGAUCGUGAAAGAUUUCCCUACGGCAUAAAAGACCUCUCGAAUUAUAUACAUAGCAAAGGUUUGAAAUUUGGAAUUUACGAAGAUUAUGGAAAUUACACGUGUGCAGGUUAUCCGGGAAUUUUAGGACACCUUGAAAAAGAUGCUCAAACUUUUGCUUCGUGGGAUGUUGAUUAUGUUAAACUCGACGGAUGUUAUUCUCAUCCUGCCGAAAUGGAUUUAGGUUAUCCGGAAUUUGGUUAUUAUCUUAAUAGAACUGGAAGACCCAUGGUUUAUUCUUGCAGUUGGCCAGUUUAUCAAAUAUAUGCAGGCAUUGUGCCAAAUUUUAAAUCCAUUAUUGAUAGUUGUAACUUGUGGAGAAAUUUCGACGAUAUCCAGGAUUCUUGGGCCAGUCUUGAAAGCAUUAUCGAUUAUUAUGGAAAUAAUCAAGAUGCCAUCGUUCCAAAUGCAGGUCCUGGACACUUUAAUGAUCCAGACAUGUUGAUUGUUGGAAAUUUCGGUUUGAGUUACGAACAAUCAAAAACUCAAUUUGCACUUUGGGCCAUAUUGGCUGCUCCACUUUUAAUGUCUGUCGAUUUAAGAACUAUCAGACCUGAAUAUAAAGCCAUUUUACAAAACAGAAAAAUUAUUGCAGUCGAUCAAGAUCCUUUGGGUAUUCAAGGAAGAAGAAUAUAUAAGCAUAGAGGAAUUGAAAUUUGGGCUAGACCGAUAACUCCUGUUGUUCAAGGAUAUUUUUCAUAUGCCAUCGCUUUCCUUAACAGAAGAACUGACGGUACUCCAUCAGAUAUUGCUGUAACAUUACGAGAAUUAGGACUUAUCAAUUCUGGAGGAUACCAAGUGGAGGAUUUAUACGAAAACGUUUCCUACGGAGUACUUUCACCGAGUACCAAGAUAAAGGUUAAAGUUAAUCCAUCGGGUGUUGUUAUACUUAGAGCGAACGUUAAUGCGGAUCCCAGGAGCACGGUACGUUUCGGACAAUAUUCCACCCCGACGACAUUAAGGCCAACCGAUAAUCUUCUCACGUUUCAAACGUUUGUUCCUCAAAGUACAGCAAGGUUGCCAAUUGCUCAACCUACAAGGUUACCAGCUCUUACUUCAACCCGAACCCACUUUAAUCCAUUCCUUCCCAUUCAACUAUGA